This is a messenger RNA of Drosophila mojavensis, 998 nucleotides long. It is a transcript of the gene Alg14, whose product is annotated as UDP-N-acetylglucosamine transferase subunit ALG14 homolog. The transcript has a single exon. The record is from RefSeq and is a predicted model, not a curated record. NCBI's taxonomy places the organism in Eukaryota, Metazoa, Arthropoda, Insecta, Diptera, Drosophilidae. Gene Ontology annotation, cellular component: UDP-N-acetylglucosamine transferase complex. Bases 74 to 643 code for a protein of 189 amino acids. Gene Ontology annotation, biological process: dolichol-linked oligosaccharide biosynthetic process.
ACCCGAUAUUUGUUAUCGAAAAAACGUAAACAACUGUAAAUUCCGACACUUGAUUGAAUUUUGUCAACGAAAAAUGUGUCCAAAUAAUCGAACAGCACAGCCAAUCUAUGUCAUCCUCGGCUCCGGCGGACACACAGCCGAAAUGUGUAAAAUCAAUCAGGCCUUAAUGCAGCACGAUGAUCUUAAGCAAUACCAAUCUGUACGUUAUAUUGUGGCCAACAGCGACGACACUUCGGAAAAGCAAAUCCGCUCCGCUUUACCGGCUUUAAAGGACAGCGACUUUAUACGCGUGCCGCGCAGCCGCAGCGUCGGCCAAAGUUGGCUCAGCAGCAUAUUUACAACGCUGUGGGCCUUGCUCUGGAGCUGCUGGCUCAUUUGGCGCGAUCGGCCCAAGCUCGUACUCUGCAACGGACCCGGCACCUGUGUGCCCUAUUGCUAUGCGGCAUAUCUAUGGCGCCUGCUCGGCCGCUUGCCCGCCCACAGCAAGAUCGUGUUUGUGGAGAGCUAUUGCCGAGUCGAGACGCUCUCGCUAAGCGGUCGCCUUCUGUUGCCACUCGUGGACAUGUUCGUUGUCCAUUGGCCGGCGCUAGCGACUCGCUACGCCAAAAAGUCGAACUUGCGUUAUUUUGGCAGAAUUUUAUAAGCAAUUAAAAAUAAAUUGUAUUGCAAAAUAAACUUUAUUGCCACUAGAUGAAUAUGCCCAUAGAGAGUAUAUGCAUUAAGCUUAUGGAAAUGAACGGGAGUGCCCGACUGGCAGACACCCUGAUCCCUGGCCAGAGCUGCAAUUCGAAUCAUUCAUGUUCCAUCCAAUCGACCUCUCUUGCAUGUAUUGUUUUGUCUCACUCCAUUUCAUGGCAUCUAGUGUUGUCAAUUAAAGUUGUCUCUUUCUAUAUACAUAUGCAUAUACACACAUAUAUACAUAUGCCACCCCUCCUCUGUUUAUAUUGAUAUGCAAUGACUUCCGUUAACACAAUAAAUUUUCGCAGCAUACAUACAUA